Molecule: messenger RNA, 3331 nt
Organism: Mya arenaria
Lineage: Eukaryota; Metazoa; Mollusca; Bivalvia; Myida; Myidae
Product: cytochrome P450 4F6-like
Exons: 11
Coding region: 159-1694 (511 amino acids)
Molecular function (GO): iron ion binding; oxidoreductase activity, acting on paired donors, with incorporation or reduction of molecular oxygen; monooxygenase activity
Source: RefSeq, a predicted model, not a curated record
UAUUGAUAAUAAGGUCGCUUCGCUAUUAAUAUGUGUAGGAAAACCAAUGUAAAAAUUAAACUUCCCAUACGCUGUGUGGUAAUUGAAGUCUGCACUACCAUUCACAACUCGUUAUCUCCUAUGACGAGCAAACUGCGUUGAAUGUACACAGCUGAGAUAUGGAUAUAAGUUUGUAUUUAUUAUUGAAGACACUUUUUAUUGGGAUUGUAGUGCUAAUUGUGUAUGCGGUUGUCAAAUUUUACCUUCACGUACGGAGGGUGGAGGCGAGGUUUAAAGGAAUCAGGACUCCCCCUAGCCACUGGCUUCUUGGAUCGUUCAGUCAGUUCCCGAAAGAUCCCACGGAACGGAUUUUUCAUUUUAUCAAGAUUUGUAACGAGUACGAGAAAGAUGGAAUUGUCUUCCUCUGGGGAUUUUUUCGGAAGCCCAUCGUCAUCGCCUGCACGCCGAAAUCUAUGGCAAGGAUCACAAAAAGCAACGCUCCUAAAUCGCGAGGUCUUAUUGGUAUGUACCGAUUGAUCGAGCCGUGGUUAGGGGAUGGACUCUUGGUCGCCAAUGGCCAGAAGUGGGCCCGCAAUCGCCGCCUACUCACUCCUGCUUUCCACUUCGACAUCCUUAAACCUUAUACUAACGUCUUUAAUGCCUCUGCGGAUGUUCUUGUGGCGAAAUUGAAGUCAAAGGCAGCUUCAAAUGAUCGAUUUGAUGUGUUCCAAAACGUGUUGCUAUGUACCCUUGAAAUUAUUCUCAAGUGCGCCUUCUCCUACGAAAAAGAUAUACAGCAAUCCGGAGACACGAAUCCGUAUGUAAAGGCGGUCAACAGAAUUACAGAUUCUCUUGUUCAGAGAUUCCUGUACCCAUACAUGCUGUUCGACUUUAUCUUCUAUAAAACUUCAGUUGGACGACAGUUUAAGAAGGACUGCAACUUUGUUCACAGCGUGGCCGAGGAAAUCAUUCAUAAACGUAAAAAUGCACUGGAUAGUGGCGAGAAUGUGGCUCUUGAGGGUAAGCGGUAUGUGGAUUUCCUGGAUAUUCUACUGACAGCCCGAGAUGAGGAAGGCGUAGGACUAUCUAGCCUCGAGGUCAGAAAUGAGGUCGACACUUUUUUAUUUGAAGGUCAUGAUACGACGGCGUCGGCGAUCUCAUGGAUCCUUUACUCGCUGGCGGAGCAUCCAGAGUACCAGAAGAGGUGUCAACAGGAAGUGGAUCAAGUGCUGGAAGGAAGGGACUCCGACUUUGUAGAAUGGUCCGACAUGCCCAAGUUUGAAUUCCUGACUCAGUGCAUCAAAGAGGGAAUGCGGCUCCACGGACCUGUUCCUAUAGUGAACAGGGAAGUCAAGGAGGACUUCGAGAUUGGUGGUCGGAAUAUUCCAGCAGGAUCAAUUGUGCAGCUCAACAUCUGGGCGCUCCACCACAAAGAGAGCGUCUGGGGCCCUGACCACAUGGAGUUUAAGCCAGAGCGAUUCUCACCGGAAAAUGUGGACAAAAUGUCUCCUUUUCAAUUUGUGCCUUUCUCAGCAGGUCCAAGGAAUUGCAUUGGCCAGCAUUUUGCAAUGAAUGAAGAAAAGUCUGUUCUUGCGAAAUUGCUACGAAAUUUCACAUUCCGCAUAGACACUAGCCACGUAGUGAAAAAGAAUCUGUCUGCGGUUAUGCGGACAGUUGAUGGCAUGUUCAUGUACGUUGAGGAGCGCAAAGCGUGAACAGGGAAAUAUGAUGAAUCAGUAAAGAUAUUUAUGGUGAAGUGGGGAAUGUAUAUAAAUGGAAUUGGCUUUCAUUGGAGGUUGUUGAACAUAAUAACGAAUGUAUUUUUGUAAAUAUUUAACCUCAUUCGUCGUAAGAUAUACCAGCGAUUCUAUAACGAUCUGUUUCAUUUUUGUUCUCCUAGUAUUAACGGAUUACAUUGCAUCAGGCUAUUCCAUAGAAUGGGGCAACAAAUUAUAUUCUUCAGCAUUACGUUAUUGUUCAGCUUUAUCCAGACUAAACUGUUAAAAAUGCUGAACGUGCUGUAUAGAAAUAGAUUAUGUGCUAUUAUUUUCAUCAAGAUCUUUAGAGAAAUGUAAACGACUAUCGUUUAUUACAAUCAGACACCUCGACAAUAUUCCAUCGAAAACAACCGCGGAUGUAUGCCAUUAGAAGAAGUUCGUAAAAGUUAGAAUAAUGAUAAUGAUAAUAAUUAAUUGUGAUGUUUUGUAAUUUGUAUUACUUAGUUUCAAAGCUCGAGUUAAAACUACAAUUACAAAAUAUAAACGUUGGUGAAAUAACUGAACAAAUCUCGUACUUAGAAAUUGAGCGAAACAAAAUUGUAUCAAAACUUGUUGAUGGUUCAAUUCUUUGAUCAAAAGGCAAUUCAUAUUAUAAACAAUGAAAACAUACAGCAUACUUUUCAAAUGUCGAAACAAAAAGUGCAGAAAUAAAAACAAGGCACAAACUUCAAAUAAAUAAUAAUGUUACAUAUUUGUCCAAAAGAAAUAUUUAAGGAGCACCAUAUAGAGUUAUUCUAAUUUAUACAAGAAAAAAAACACUAACUGAAGCUGAUUAAUCUUUAUCAGUUUAUAAGACUUCUCCAAAACCAAAUUAAACAAUGAACACAUGUGAAGGCCUAUUAACAGAUCAAAUGUUUCAAAGUACUUAACGAAAUGAAAAACAAAGGAGGUCUAGGAUCUGUAACUAAAUCGUUUACAUCUGGACAUUCAAGUGUCGCUACUCCAAAAACAAGUUCUUAUUUCCCUCGUUCCAAAAUGUGGUAAACCUGUGGUCUCAAUAUUUUUUUAUUUGAUCUUAAUUCUAAUUCGAUUAACGUAAACUUAAAACAGAAACUUUUGGUGUAUUUGAAAAAUCACAACAUACAACAAUUAUAAACUUUAAAAUAAUGCUAAUUAAUUUUUUUCAUACGUAGCGUGUUAAGAACAGAAACACUAUGCAUCCUUUUUGACCAUUUCAAACUAAGAAAAAAUCGCGAAACGGCUCUUAUCUACAACAAAAACUUCCAUGGGAACAAAUGGCAUCGCCUUAGUAACUACAUACACAUUUCCGUUUUACCUUUCUUCCUCAUUAUUAUCUAACAGAUGUCCCUUUUUUCUAUAAUAUUAAAGUCUUUGAAGAUAAAAUAAAUGAUUUCCUGUUUUGGUAGCCAUCAAUAUACUGUAGAAUAUUUUGUACAAUGUAUUUUCAAUGAGAUAUACGUCCGUUAUCGAUAUAAAAAGCACAUAUCAUACAAAUAAUAUGUACCUUUAUAAAUGUCUAAAUAAUAUGUUUACAUAUGCUUUAUUUGUGCUGUGUUAUAUAUCGCUUGUUGAUAUUAAAUACCAAUGAACAAAAUGCCUGAGUAUGCAUGAUU